AUGCUAGAUCUAGUGAUAUCACCCAGCCUGACUGUAAAUAGAGAGUGCCCUGACAGACUGAAGCUUAACCUUUCUAACAUUUAUGCCACGGCUCCAGAUGACAUAGAAGGCAGCAGCAAAGCAACACCACAGUGUCCUCUCCAUCUGUACUCCACAAAACAUUAUCCCCAUAUAGUGACAGUCCCAUCUUUCCCAACAAUGGCAACAUAUGGACAGACUCAGUACAGCACGGGAAUCCAGCAGGCUGCUGCAUACACUGCCUAUCCUCCUCCAGGGCAGCCCUAUGGCAUACCCUCCUACAGCAUCAAAACAGAGGACAGCCUGAGCCAUUCCCCAGGACAGAGUGGGUUUCUUAGCUACGGAUCCAGCUUCAGUACCCCGACUGCUGGGCAAGCACCAUACACGUACCAGAUGCACGGCACAGCAGGGAUUUACCAGGGAGCCAAUGGCCUGACAAAUUCUGCAGGAUUCAGUGCUGUGCAUCAGGAAUAUUCAUCAUAUCCAAGCUUUCCUCAAAGUCAGUACUCCCAGUAUUACAGCUCGUCCUACAACUCUCCGUAUGUGUCUGCAAACAGCAUCAGCCCCUCAGCCAUCCCAACCUCCACUUACUCUCUGCAGGAGUCUUCUCACAAUAUCACCAGUCAGAGCACAGAAUCACUAUCUGGAGAAUAUUCAACAACACCAGCAAAAGAUAUAGAAACAGACAGACAUCACAGAGGGUCAGACGGCAAGGUGCGAGCCCGGUCAAAAAGAGGCAACGAUCCUUCCCCUACUGCUGACAGUGAGAUUGAGCGUGUGUUUGUGUGGGAUUUGGAUGAGACGAUAAUUAUUUUUCACUCCUUACUCACGGGAACCUUUGCAUCCAGAUAUGGGAAGGACACUACAACGUCUGUGAGGAUAGGUCUUAUGAUGGAAGAAAUGAUCUUCAACCUUGCAGAUACACAUCUGUUCUUUAAUGACCUGGAGGACUGUGACCAGAUCCACAUAGAUGACGUAUCAUCAGAUGAUAACGGCCAGGAUCUAAGCACAUACAACUUCUCUGCAGAUGGCUUUCACAGUUCAACUGCCAGUGCCAAUCUGUGUCUGGGCUCAGGCGUCCAUGGGGGAGUUGACUGGAUGAGGAAAUUGGCAUUCCGCUACCGGCGGGUGAAGGAGAUGUACAACACCUACAAAAACAACGUCGGGGGGAAAGAGAGCUGUUUUGAGAGAAUAAUGCAGAGGUUUGGAAGGAAGGCGGUCUACAUUGUAAUAGGAGAUGGUGUUGAAGAGGAGCAAGGCGCAAAAAAGCACAACAUGCCCUUCUGGAGAAUCUCUUGUCACGCUGACCUGGAAGCUCUUCGGCACGCCUUGGAACUUGAAUAUUUGUAGCAGACCCCAACAUCUUAGCACUGGGAGGGCUCCACUCAGACUCUUACAUCGGUUCCACCUGUGCCUCGACAUUUGCUUAGUACAAAAAUCCCACAGCAACUGCAGUUUUUCUUUUUUUUGAAGGAGAACCCUUUCAGUGGAAGCCUUUGAGAACUUGCAGCCAAAGAACAUUGUAUCAAGUCCUUCUUCCUUUGGACAGAGGAAAAGCCUUGAGAUAGCUCGCUGGGGAUCCUGCAGUUACACGGCUAAGCCGGAGGCAUAGAGCUGUAACUGCCUUUUUGCCAUCAAACGACAAACACUACGAGUCUUGGGUCUACCUGGCAGUUUUCUUGCUUUCCAAGGGGGAAGAGGACUUAGGAAGAGUCUCUGCACAGUACAUCACAUCCCACAGGACCUUCUGAAGAUGAGAGUGAAGCUGUUGAUUUGGGUUUUUUAAUUUUUAUUCUUCUAAUUUAUGAACUAAUCUCAUUACUCUGGUAUUAAGCUCUGUACCUGUGUUUUU
Colius striatus (speckled mousebird) is the source of this 1870-nucleotide messenger RNA. It is a transcript of the gene EYA2, whose product is annotated as EYA transcriptional coactivator and phosphatase 2. Gene Ontology annotation, biological process: positive regulation of DNA repair; cell differentiation; anatomical structure development. The record is from RefSeq and is a predicted model, not a curated record. Gene Ontology annotation, molecular function: protein tyrosine phosphatase activity. The transcript is spliced from 13 exons. NCBI's taxonomy places the organism in Eukaryota, Metazoa, Chordata, Aves, Coliiformes, Coliidae. Gene Ontology annotation, cellular component: nucleus. Bases 1 to 1368 code for a protein of 455 amino acids.